GAUAAAGUUCCCCCUAGAAAAUUACCAACCAUUGAUCUGACCAUACCAUAUCGGUCCGGGAGAUUACUACAUUUAAUUCAGUUUUUAUUAUUUAUAAUAAACCAUGGCUGAUGAGGACGUAAACGGUGAUUCUGACGAAGUUCAGCAAGAAAAAUCACAGAAGAAAACAGCUAAAUAUGACAGCGGAGCUGCGGAUUUGGAAAAAGUCACUGACUAUGCAGAAGAGAAAGAAAUAUCGUCUUCCGAAGGUUUCUCCAGUGCAAUGACCAUAAUUGGGGACCGACGGAAUAAGGAAGCUGCAGAAAAGAAAGCAAAAGAAAAAGAACUUUUGAAAGUUUCAAUAAACAAGGAAGAUGUGGAAAUUAUAAUGAAGGAAAUGGAAAUCAACAGAAAUUUGGCAGAACAAACUUUAAGGGAACACAGAGGAGAAGUUGUGGAAGCAUUAAUUACUUUAACUAGUUGAAAUUUUACUUAAGACAUUUUAUAAUAUAGGAAAAUAUAAGAUCACGAAUGACAAAACUUCUAGUGUAUAAAUUGUUUAAUAUCAAAAUCCGAUUCAUUUUGUUAUCAUCAAGAAAAUCACUUAUUCCAAGGAGUAAUAAAACUGAUUGUUGAAUCGUUUUCUUAUAAAUUUCAGUGGUUUUAGUUUUCCACUCUAUUUUUUUACGUGUAUAUCUAAUUAUUUGGGUGUCAAGGUAAAAUAAUAACAUAGUUUUUAUAAUGAAAAUGUAAUUUAUUUGAUGUGGUGCAAUGACUUAAAAUAAUGGAAAAAUGAAUGUAUGAGCUGGUUCUGAUGAGCAGUGCUUUGCACCAGGGACUGCCGUUGUCGUAAUGUUCUUAACAAAAGGCUUCAAAGUUAAAUGCAACAUAAACAUGGAAGUGCAUUGGACAAAGAAACAUCGGCAAUCCAUAGUUCACUAGUACUGAUUUCCAUGAUGAGGUAACAUUUGUCUUACUUGUACUUAGUUUAUCAAAUUAUCCAGUCAUACGCUCAUAUAUUCUUGCUGCAGAUCGGUGUCAUUAAACAAUAACUUUCAUUCGAACAAUAUUACCAUUUAAGAAGAUCGUUGAUUAUUACAAAAUUUUUCAUUAUUUGUCGGACAGUCCCAGAAUAUAUAAUUAUCAUACAAAUAAAUGAAAAUUCAAAUUAUA
This is a messenger RNA of Nasonia vitripennis (jewel wasp), 1152 nucleotides long. Its product is annotated as huntingtin-interacting protein K. Gene Ontology annotation, biological process: negative regulation of apoptotic process; protein stabilization. The record is from RefSeq and is a predicted model, not a curated record. Lineage: Eukaryota; Metazoa; Arthropoda; Insecta; Hymenoptera; Pteromalidae. The transcript has 3 exons. The coding region runs from base 104 to 463 and encodes 119 amino acids.